Microbotryum saponariae is the source of this 3177-nucleotide messenger RNA. NCBI's taxonomy places the organism in Eukaryota, Fungi, Basidiomycota, Microbotryomycetes, Microbotryales, Microbotryaceae. The record is from the annotation of a GenBank genome assembly.
AUGACGCGUAUUCUCUCUCUCGUUCGCUCCCCCCUAUGCGCCUUGCCUUUCAGUCUAUUCCAAGCAAGUCACGUUCUGCGCUUCCAAUCCGCCCUGUAUUGCGGAAGCUGUACGCCUGGCUCAACUUGGGUUUAUAGCAUCGACCGCUGUCAACCCAGGAUCAGCGUUCUCCUUCCGCAUGAUCCGCCUAGAAAACUCGCGUUGGCGUAACACCCCUUACGCCCUCACUGGCCACGGUGCAGGCUUCGAAGACUAUUUCGGGGACAACGGGUGGUCGAAACCAGAGCAUUAUCAUGGACACCCAUAUGUGAGCAUUUGUUAUCGGUUUUUUGCCAUGGGUUCUACCUGGACUCAUUUGCUGCCUGAUUGUGGAGCUCAGGAUAAAGAGCUGAGGAAGCAAUGGCAGCGGGCGAUCGACGAGUUUCGCGCCAUCGAAGCAUCUGAGCGCAACGUUGGCGACUUUCUCUUGGGCACCGUCGACGCGCUGGCCAACAAAUGCCCAGCGUGCUUCGGGCCGAAACGGCUCAACCGACCCCAUCACACCCUCCAACUGGAUUAUAUGAUCGUGCUCGAUGGCAACUUCCAGCAAACCCGAGAAAAUAAUGCGACAUACGACGUCCAAGGAAUAGUGCCGAGCUUGUUUCUGUCUGAUAAAGCCGUCCUGGACAUGAAAGCACUCGUCGAGAAUACAGCGCGGCCAACGAAGAAGGUGAGGAGCGUGAUAUAUUUGCGAUCCGCCUCGAAUACUGAGUAAUAUCGCUCCGGCCCCGAAAUGGAUAGUCUCUCUGUUCUCCGUUCGGAAGGCGUGCACAGAGUCGUGGAAGGCUGCUGACGGGGGCGCUGGUCGAGUCUCGUCGCGCAAGAUCGAUACAGGACUUGUCGCCGGUGUGUGCCGCCAUGAUAUCGCCCUAAAAAUGGUGAAUCUUGAGAAGACCGGCGAAAAGUGAGUGUAUUGAGCUUAUGUUCUUCAACUCCAACUUGCAUUUUUACUUUCACUGCUGAUGCUCAUGCCUGCGCUCUAAUCACCUAGGCUGUACUUCGCUUUAGCCAUUGUCAAGCACAUCUCGGACCAUCUUCCCCCAGAUGCUAGGAUUGGAAUUUUGUACGACAUCGCUUGUAAUUUCAAGCACCACAUUGAGAAGGUUUGCAUUGACCACCUCGGCUCGGGCCCCUCUCCGAUAUGUCGUUGCUGAUCAUAUGGGCUUUGUGUUUCAACCUUUUCAGGCAUCUGCUGCCUGAGCUGUUUGAGUGACUCGAGUUCGCCACAAGUGUCUUCCAUGCAUACGCCCAUACCUGGGGUUGCCAGGUUGACUACAACCCCCGUCUCAUCCCGAACUUUGGAUUCACUGAUGGAGAAGGUUGUGAGCGACUAUGGAGCGCGCUGCGCUCCCUCAUCCCCAUCAAUCGUCCAUCAAAUAAGUCCCACCGCCUCGUCAAUUUGGCGGUCCGCACGCAGGCAGUGAACGACGCGAACAUCUCAAGGCUUGGUCAGUGCUCCGCAGUCGCCGCAUUGACUCUUUGCACACGACUAGGGUCCUGGUUCACCCGCCGACUUCGCUCAGCCAAGGCUCGGAGCACUGCUGCUCGAAAGGAACUUGACGCCGUUAUCGCCCACGAUGCCACCUGGUCGGAGGAGGCGCUCCGCGUCGCUUGGCAAGACCAGCGACGAGCGCAAGCGUCGAAAACAGCUACGCAGGAAGCUGAGGAAGAUCGUUUGAGGGAAAGCGAGCUUUAUAAACUUGCUGAGGAACUUUACAGGAUUGACUGCAUCAUGUACGUGCUUGGUGAUAACUACUUGAGCUUGAGCUUGUCCUUCGUUCUCACUGACUCAUCAUCUUGCUGAGCAGUGACGAGUCUGAACCAGAAGCGCUUGUGGGGCUGAAUUCGAAGCACGAUCGUCUUGCAAGGGAGAUCGAUCAAGCAGCAAUUGUCCAACUGCAAAGAAGUGGGACAAGCAUCUCGCCCACAGGUUGGCCUUAAUUCUCUUACUUAGUUUUCCCUGUUCCUGAUUGCGAUGACGUGCCUAUUUGCUUCACAGAGCUUCGUCACUUGUGCCAGUGUUCCGUUGCGCUGUGCAAGCUUCAUCGAGAAGUGAUUGCCUACAAAACUAGCCGUGAAAAUUUGCUAUUGACGCGUCGCGGUAGGGGCGGGUCAGCACUUGGUCAGAGAGAGGCCAACAAAGCUCGCAAAACGGAAGUCAAGACUCACUCUGGCGCUGAAAAGGCACGUAAGGCAUACAACAAGGCUGUCAACGCGUUUCGAACGGCAGGCGGAUCAUCACCAUCGCACCUCCUCAACAAUCUUCCAUCAGUCGGUAGCCUAGCAUCGAUUCUUGAUCUUGAAGACACAGAUUUCUUCCGGCAAGACGGGUUUUUCACGCAUGUUGAAGCUGCUUGGGCCACCGAUCCGUGGGUUAAACGGGGCAUCGUUGCUGUGCGUGACCUGGAUCGAGCUGCGGAGGAGUUCGCUCGGAUUGGCGCCGAGGUGCGACAAACCCUUGCUUGGCUCGAAGACGAGCACGACCUCAUCUCUAGUCGCCAAGCACUUUGGCUAAGCGCGACAGGUCAGUUGUCAGUCGAACGUUACUCCACUAGUCUAGAUGCUGAUACAUUCUUGAUAACACAAAUAGAUUCCGCUCCAACGAUUUAUGACCAUGAUCGUGUUGAACGCGCAUUUGGCAGUAACGUCUACGCAACGAUCCGGGACCGUGCCCUCGUCAUUCUGGAAGCUCGGAUGAGGGCUCUUCAAAAGCGCGAACGAGACUGGUUCCGCGAUAGCACUUUCUUACUGCUGUGGUACACGACCAGAGGACCGGCGGAUACGCACGAACCAGUCCCUCGAGCUCUGAAGUGUCUCACCCCGCAUCUGCUGUUGAACCCGGGCAACGUCUCCAAGACAACAACAGCUACUGGAGCUGGCGCGCGUAGUGUUGCGCCUCGGGAGGACGCAUCGGGCGCCUAUGCAGCGCCGUCCGAGUCGUUCCGGACCACCGAUGACGAUCGUCUGCUCGCGCGGCGCAUCACGGAGCAGCUGGAUGCUGACAUGAAUGUAGAAGGCGCAAAGGCUUUGCAUGAGAUGCUGGAGCAGCAAGAGGGCAUGCUAUACGGUUCGGACAGCUCUGAUGAUCUGAUUCCCGACGAGGAGCGUUCUUUGUCGGACUCUGACUCGGAAGAAUGA